This is a messenger RNA of Chaetomium globosum CBS 148.51, 1161 nucleotides long. RefSeq lists its product as uncharacterized. NCBI's taxonomy places the organism in Eukaryota, Fungi, Ascomycota, Sordariomycetes, Sordariales, Chaetomiaceae. The record is from RefSeq and is a predicted model, not a curated record. The coding region runs from base 1 to 1161 and encodes 386 amino acids. The transcript is spliced from 3 exons. Gene Ontology annotation, cellular component: transcription factor TFIIA complex. Gene Ontology annotation, biological process: transcription by RNA polymerase II; transcription initiation at RNA polymerase II promoter.
AUGUCUAACGCCGCGGUUGGGCACGUCUACGACACCAUUAUCGCCGAGGUCGUCAAUGCAGUGCGCGUUGAUUUCGAAGAAAAUGGCGUCGAUGAGGGUGCGUUGGAAGACCUGAAAAAGACAUGGCAACACAAACUGACCCAGAUGAACCUGGCUCAAUUCCCAUGGGACCCCAAGCCAGAAGCGCAGCCUGCACCGACCCCGGCUAGUGGACCCCCAGCAGCCGCUCCUCCGAGUUCACUCCCUGCGACUACUGCCGGUUACACCCAGUCUACGUUGAGCCCCCAAGGCUCCGCGCAGACGCUGUCGCUCCCAGGCUCUUUCAUGCCGAACAACAACCCGAUGGCCAUGAAGCCAGAGCCCGGUUAUGUUCAGGCGGAGCCCACCAUUAAACAGGAGCCUGGGCUCCCCGCUGCUCAUCCUAGCUACAACCCCGCCAACGGAACCCGCCCAACGGCCGCACAGCGGGCUGCCCUUGCGCUUGAGAGCCAAUAUGGCCAGCGUGCUGCUGCAUCCAUCAGUGCCAUUCACAGCGGCAUGGCCCAGGUGAACCCGGCUGGUCAGCCUCAGCAGGGUCCGCGACCAGGACAGCAGCAGGUGCCGCAACACAUGAACCAGUAUCGCCAAGGUGUUGCGGCUACUAUGCAGCAGCGUAUGCAGCAAGUGUCCCGCCCCGCGCCACCGAACGGCCUUCCCCCGUCCCAGCUCGACGGGCCCGGGGAUGACACCGAAGAAGCGUCGCCGGCCGCGAUGGAUCGUGCCCAAAUUGACGAGCACCUCCAUGCGCAAAUUGCAGCGAGAGCCAAGCAGAUGGAGGGUGGCGGCUUGAUGUUACCGCUCAGUCAGGCUACCAAGAGUCGUAGCCUCGCUGGAAAGCGCACUACUGCCGAUGGCCCUGCCCAGCUUGACGGAGGGUUGGAUGAUGACGUCAAGAGCGAGGAAGCGGACGAGGACGCUAUCAAUUCCGACCUUGACGAUCCCGAUGAGGCCGGCGAUGAUGAUGAAGACGAGGAUGAUUCCAUGGGCCACAUGAUGCUAUGCAUGUACGACAAGGUGCAACGCGUCAAGAACAAGUGGAAGUGCGUGCUGAAGGAUGGGGUUCUCACUGUGAAUGGCAAGGAAUACGUCUUUACGAAAGCAACUGGCGAAUACGAGUGGUAA